Menidia menidia (Atlantic silverside) is the source of this 1107-nucleotide messenger RNA. NCBI's taxonomy places the organism in Eukaryota, Metazoa, Chordata, Actinopteri, Atheriniformes, Atherinopsidae. The record is from the annotation of a GenBank genome assembly.
AUGUCCCAUCUUCGACCCAGGCUGUGUGUGCUCGAGAAGGGACCCAAUGGCUACGGGUUCCACCUGCACGGGGAAAAAGGCAAGACCGGGCAGUUCAUCAGGCUCGUGGAGGCGGACACUCCCGCCUCCGAGGCCGGGCUCCUCGCGGGCGACCGACUCAUGUUCGUCGACGGGGAGAACGUGGAGGGCGAGAGCCACCAGCAAGUGGUCGCCAGGAUACGGGCGACGGUCGGGGCGUUGGAACUUAUUGUCGUUGACCCCGAGACGGCGGAGCUGCUGAGGGAGCACAACCUGCUGUGCCGGAAAGAAUUCGUCACGGAGGGGAUUCCCCUGCCCGGCGGGGACAGCGUCUCGGAGCACGGCGACUCGCAGAGCAACGGCACCCCGAGGGAAGCCAGUCCAGUCCCGCGAGAGAACGGGGAUGCCUCCUCAGAGAGGUCCGGGAGGUUGAGUGUCAGCUCCAGCACCAAGGAGGAGAGAGAAGGCCCGCGGCCUCGCCUCUGCCACUUGAAGAAAGGCCCCACUGGCUACGGCUUCAACUUGCACAGCGAGAAGUCCAAACCGGGGCAGUUCAUCAGAGCCGUGGACGACAACUCUCCGGCCUCCAGAGCCGGCCUCCGGCCGCAGGACAAGAUCAUCCAGGUGAACGGCGUGCUGGUGGCCGGGAUGCAGCACUCGGAGGUGGUGGCCGCCAUCAAAGCCGGCGGGGACCAGACCCGGCUGCUGGUGGUGGACUCCGAGGCCGAGGACUUCUUCAGGAGGUGCAACGUGGCGCCCGGCGAGGAGCACGUCAGCGGAUCUUUGCCUGAGCCCGUUUCAGCGAGAGCAUCAGAGGAGGAGGCUCCAGCAGAGAUGAGGCCCAAAGCCUCCGUUAGCUCUUCAGCCUCCAACGCUUCAUCCAGCUCCUCCCUGGCAGCACGCAGCUCCCCGCCUCCACAGCUGAGGAGGACCCCCGAGCCUGAGCCGGCGGCCGACAGCCUGGGCCUGGGCCUGGGCCUGGGCCUGUCUCUGGCCCAGGCCAAAGAACGAGCCCACCAGAAGCGGGCCGCCAAGAAAGCCCCGCCCAUGGACUGGAGCAAGAGGAACGAGCUGUUCAGCAACUUAUAA